Rodentolepis nana is the source of this 2307-nucleotide messenger RNA. The record is from the annotation of a GenBank genome assembly. NCBI's taxonomy places the organism in Eukaryota, Metazoa, Platyhelminthes, Cestoda, Cyclophyllidea, Hymenolepididae.
AUGACUACUUAUAAUCCAAAUAUCUCUGGUCAUUUCCCUAUUCAUGGAAGCAAAAUGUCAGGAUUCUUUUUUCGUAAACGCGUAGAACGAAUCGAUUGGAAGCGUUUAGCUUCCAUUGAUGUUCGUAAAGUUGCUAGUCAGGUAGACAUUGAUGUUUUACAGGAAAACCUCUUUAACGUCGCAUUUUGCGAUAUUGAUUCCGAAAUAGAUACGCGCUAUGUUGAUACAAAUCUUGUCAAGUUAUUUCAACUUGCACAACUUCUGAUUGAAUAUCUCCUUUAUUCGCAAGACUAUUUGACUGGCACAGUUGACAGUCUACGCCGAGAAAAUGAAAAUAUCAAGAAAGAAACAGAUUUGUUAAGAAAGCGUCUAGAUGAACAAGCUCGACGGCUGACAACGACACGAAAAGAAUGUCAUCGUCGACGACUUCUUCUUUUAGCUCAACAACGUCUGAUGAACAACGGGCCCCAAUCGUACUUCCGCUGUCCACACUGUCCGAAAGCAUUCAUAAAUGCAUCCUUUCUCAAUGCACAUCUCUUCAGACGUCAUACAGAUGUUAUUGCAGCUCUACAAAAUGGUGAUCUCUCUACAUCUGGUCUACUUCAUCAAUCAUUUGAACGUGAAGUCAAUCAGAUAAAGCAAAAGGCUCCAGCUGAAAAACACCAGGCUACUCUGUCCACAAAUUUGGAGCAGCAGAUAAAAGAGGUGUUGGAUCACGUCAAAACACAAAUUCCUCCACUUUCACAACCACCGCCACCUCCGCCACCUGUGAGCUCUGCCUUUGUCCAGACGUCCACCCACUCACCAGAUUCCAUAUGGAAGCACCGAGCAGCAGAGUUGGAGAGACAAUUGAAAGAAGAGAGAGACCAACUGAUCCAGUUGGAAGAACGGAAUCGAACUUGGCAGGAAACGAUCACUUCACAACACAAGGUUGAUGUUGAAAGAGUUCGGGAAAUGUUUGAGGUUGAGCUUCGCAAUCUUCGAGAAGAAAAUCUUGAGAAGCAAAGGGAGCUUCUGCAGCUUCGAAUUAAAGGAGCGAUUCCACUAAGUUAUGGGGAUCUGGAAGAUGAUGUUCCUCGUCAGAAAAAUAUUUCAAAAUAUCAAGAUUCGGCUACGAUCAUCUCAACUCCUCAAUCGAUGCAACAAACUGAGCCAGAAAACGCUGGAGAUAUUUCAUUUACAGAAACAUAUACUCUUCCAUCGUUCAAAAUGGUCAAUAAUGCAAAUAAAGCUGGUAUCGAUGAUUCCUUAACGACUCUGGAAAUGUUCAAAGUAUUUGAUGAACCAAGUCUUGUUAAUGAGGCCUUUAACCUCUGCUCUGACUCAUCCGGAUCCUCCAAAAAACCGCCCCAAACUCGACAAACCAGUCAAAGUGAUAUACCCAGUAGAUACAAAGGGAUUUGCCCACAAGUUACUCGAACUGAAAAUGCACCUUCGAGAGUUAGUUUCGAUAGAGAAAAUCAAGUGGCCUCGCCUUUAGUGAAUCUCAAAUCGGCUUCACCGAAGAGAGGUAGAUACCAUCCCCGGGCGGAGAAUAGAAUAGUCCAAAUUGUGGAUGAUGACAGCUAUAGCACAAAGCAUGCCAAGGAGCGUCUCAGACAGUCCAAUUCUCCUGAAAAGGCGGUAAAAAAGGAAUCUAAAGCGGCUGAGAAAUCCCUCCAAACGAGUGAGCCACAACUGAGAGCUGACGCGCUGGAGGAAAUUCCUCAUUACAAAGUUCAAUUGAAAGAAUUCCUAGCAAAUCCAAGUGUAAUGAGGCGUUUUCGCGAUGAAGCGGAAUCCCUAUUCGAAGAGCAACUAAUGGACCGCAAUAUUGAACCGAGUGCUAAAGGUCUUUCGAGACAUAGAUCCAAUGAAUUAACAGAUAUUCUUGGUCAGGACCGAUUGCAUCUUGCUCGAAAGUUCCCGAAUUUUGAGGAGAUUCGCGCAUCCCUUGCGAGGAAAGUUGAUCGCUUGGCUCUCCAUGCCCUCCACUCCAAGCGCGAAUACACCAGUUCGUCUCCAAAUCGUGAUGAGAGGAGCAGCUUCAAACGCGCUCGAUCCUCCCGAACAUCAGAACGUGGGAGACCUCCAAGUGGACGUCCAUCAUCUCUCACCUCCCUCGGCACUAUCCUCUCACCUAUUGCUGAACAUCAGCAUGCCGCCACAGCAUCGCCUACUGUCUAUAGACGUCCAGUUGGGGCUAAUCAGGCUCAGUCGAAACAGUCACUAUUUGAAAAUUCAGGAAAUGAAGAUGAUGAUGUCACUGAAGUGAAUGGAAACAAGAAAGACGAGAAGGAGAUCAAGGGAGGACGAAGAGAAAGGUGA